UCUAGUCGACUGUCAUUCCGAACUCAGCAUUGGAGAUCACAAGUCGUGACGGGAUUUUUAAAUUACACACCCAGUGACCGAGUGCAUAUAGAGUUUUGCAUUGGAAGAAACUAAUAAAGAAUCAUAUAACUGCGGCUGCAGUUAUUGAUUAUUUCUGUUUUGAGCUGUUUCGAAAUGCAUUUUGAAAAAAGCGAGCUGCUAUUGCUGGCGGCAGUCGUUACGGUCGCAUUUGCGCGUCACUGUGCGUGCAUGAUGCGUCCGAGUGAUGCGCUAUCGGUGAUGGCUGGCGAGGGUUUCACGGCCUACCUGGAGUUACCGAAAGCAUUUGGUGCAAUUGAGAACUGUUGGUUUCAAUUUGGAGAUGAGGAGAAAAUUAAGCUCGAAUUGAAUACCGCUGAGGCCAUCAUAACGGCGGUUGGUGAGGAGGUGUUACCUUUCUCCAGCAACAUUUGCGGCAUACGUGUCAACAAAGUGUCCUCCGCUUCGGCGUCGCUUUGGAAGCUGGAAGCUGAGAACGCUUUUGGUGAUUAUGAACGUGGCGAGCUGAAGCUCUCAAUACUCGCUAUGUAUAAGAAACACUUCAAUACCAGCGUCCAAUUGGCCAUCGGCGAAGGCGCCAUUUCAUGCAGUUUGUCUGAUACGGCGACCAAGCAAUGCAAAAUCAUCGAUCACAAGAAGAAUGAGAUUUGGAAUUCGUGCAAUAUUUAUACAAAUAUUAGGCCGAAUCGGACUUUCGACUGUUACACCAAGAAUUGGGGCAGCUUGACGCAGAGUCAUGAACACAUAGUUGUGGAGGCUAAGAAUAGCAGUUUGUAUACCACGGCCAGUGUAAUGGAUGGUGAAGAGAGCGUUGUAAUGCGCUGUCAGUUCAAGAGCGAGCUGCGCGGCUGCCAGGCCGAAUCUCCGGGUGGGAAGGAUGAGUUGUAUCUCAUGGAGGGAUUGUAUAAUGGACGUUACUCGGCCUAUGAUACAUUAUAUUCGAGACAGCGUUGCGCUCUGGAAAUCCCCAAACCACUCAAGGAAUCAGAGUUGGGUUUAUGGCGUAUAUAUAAUACAGAAGUAACUCCACCAACGGGUUGCCUUUUCUACAUUGGCAAGCCAAAAGAGCAAAUUAUGGCUGAGGAGCUUAUAACCGUGAACGACGUAAAACAAGUCAAGGCUUACGAUACGGACAAAAGCAUGGAAUUGUUUACAUGCGAAGUACCCUUUAUUAUAGACGACUGCUAUCUACGCGACCCAAACAACACAGUCUACUUUCCGGAUCACAUACGAUUUGAGCGCACGCGCACCUAUGGACAGUGCCACUUCAGUAAUAUGCCAGUGAUGGCCGGCAGCUGGAUUUGCGGUGCGCGCGGACAUGAUUACGCCAAAGAAGUGCUGCAGACUUUUGAGGUUAUAGUUAAACCAAAAGUCGGUGAGGUGCUCACGGAAUCGCUGAAGUUAAGACGCGGCAAGAUGGCAGAGCUGAUGUGUCAGAGCGCUUUUGAGGAACCACUCACGCAUUGCGCUUUCAUCGAUCCGCUGGGACGUGUACAUUUAGUGGGCACGGCGCACAGCAUCAAAACCGCAGGACACGUGAAAUAUUAUGGACGCGGCCUACUCUGGGGUGAUUGUGGCGCGCAGAUAAUGGAAACUAUCAGCGAUGAUUAUGGCUACUGGAAAUGCCAAUUCGUCACUUUCGCCGACAAACGCACCUCGAUUUUUACCCUGCGACUGCGUGAAUCCGUUAUUCCUGGCUCAUCCAUCGGUCUCGGUGUUGGCAUUACAAUCAUAGUUGUACUUCUGCUCGGUUUGUUACUCGCCACUGUUGUUUACCGUCGUCGAAAUCGCACUGCACAGCACAAUUUCACCUCAACCGAUCCUUUGGAGGCGACUAACAAUAAUUCUAUGGUAAUGACUUCAUUGGAAUCCUUUGCGCAGCCAAAUCUUGAGCGAUUGUAGUGGUUAAAUAUUUGAUGACAAGUUAAAUUAGAAUUAAUUGUUGGAUCCAAUCAGGGAUGGGUUGUAAUUUAAGCUCUAAGUAUUACUUGGGAUUGUGUUCAUUACUAUGUAUUUACAUAUUAUGUA
This is a messenger RNA of Zeugodacus cucurbitae (melon fly), 2067 nucleotides long. RefSeq lists its product as uncharacterized. The transcript is spliced from 6 exons. The record is from RefSeq and is a predicted model, not a curated record. Lineage: Eukaryota; Metazoa; Arthropoda; Insecta; Diptera; Tephritidae. The coding region runs from base 175 to 1941 and encodes 588 amino acids.